This is a messenger RNA of Rubroshorea leprosula, 3284 nucleotides long. The record is from the annotation of a GenBank genome assembly. Lineage: Eukaryota; Viridiplantae; Streptophyta; Magnoliopsida; Malvales; Dipterocarpaceae.
CGUCCAGAAAAGGAGCACUGCUAAAGGCGCUUUGUAUUAUCGAUCUUCAACAGCAACAAGGUGUAGUAAGUCUUUGAAUCCAUGGCAAUUGGAAUGGAGUUGAAGGAAGAGGAAAGGACUGGAGGAGGAGUAGCGUUGAACUUUCCGGUGGAUGAUGAAGAAACACCAUCGUCUUCCGUGCAGAAGGUUCCUCCACGGAGGCUCAGACGGCGGCUGCUAGAGUUAAAGACCCCAACAUCCGCCGAGGAGAUUGAAGCUAAGCUUAGAGAGGCCGAUCUCCGUCGUCAGCAAUUCUAUGAGUUGCUUUCAAGCAGAGCUCGGAAGAUGCAAAAUCCAAAAGCUCCAUGUCAAGAGGGGGAACAACUCUCAAGAAUGUUAGCAAGGUGCUGGAGACGCUUUGUCAGAUUAAAGAAAACUACUUUUGCUUUGGCAAAAGCUUAUGAAGCAUUGGGAAUUAGUGAGAAGGAUGUUAAAUUAAUGCCAUUUGAGCAACUUGUUCUAAAAUUGGAGUCAGCUUCAACCAUUCAAACAGUGAAAGCUCUAGUUGACCGUUUAGAAAUUCGCAUACGACUCUCACAGACAGUCGCUGGUGGUCUAUCUAGCCUGGAAAACAUUGAUCACCUUCUUAAGCAACUUGCUACCCAAAAUAGAAGGGGGAAUACCAGUAAUACUAAAAAGAGGAAAGGCUCAAAAACUGAAGCAUCUAGUAAAAAGGCAGUUCCAAGCACUAUAAGACCACCAAGGUAUCCAGUUAGAGUUCUUCUCUGUGCUUACAUGAUAGUAGGGCACCCAGAUGCAGUUCUUAGUAGCAAAGGUGAAAGUGAGACUGCUUUAGUGGAAGUUGCUGCUAACUUUGUUCAAGAGUUUGAAUUAAUAAUCAAGAUGAUUAUAGAUGGUCCCAAGCAAAUUUCUGAAAAGAAAACUGUUUCUGCAACUCCAACACAGAAAACUUUCAGAUCUCAGCUGGAAGCUUUUGAUAAAGCAUGGUGCACAUACCUACAUCAUUUUGUAAUGUGGAAAGUUAAGGAUGCUAAGUUGUUAGAGGAAGAUUUGGUGAGAGCUGCUCGCGAUCUUGAGCUUUCAAUGAUGCACAAGCUGAGUCCAGGAAAAGAUGAUGGUGUUCUUAUGCAUGAUAGGGAGGCUAUUCAAAAGCAGGUUAUAGAAAAUGAGAAAAUCUUGAGGGAGAAGCUACAGCAUCUGAGUGGUAAUCCUGAACUUCAACACAUGGAGUUUGCUCUCUCUGACAUUAGAUCUAAAUCUGUUGAGGAGUGUGAAAGUUCAAUAGCAUCUCCAAUUUCACCUAUAUCAUUUUUGCAUCCACCCAGUUCAUCAGAAGAUGCUUCUGUUUCUCUCUCCAAUGGGAUAAUAUUUCAGGAUGAAGAUUGUGAAAGCUCAAGUUAUGAUUCUUCAUUAGACAAGAAAGCUAGUCAUAUGCACUCCAGAAGUUCUGCAGAUUGUCUUUUCUCUGAUGCAAUGUUUGUCAGCGAGAAUGAAAUACUUGUAAAUGAAAUUCUCCACACACGUCACAGCGGUUUUGCCAAUAGCUUUAACCCCAGCAAUGAUGAUGAGAAUAGUUUUAAGGGAAAAGUGAGAGAGACAAUGGAAAAGGCUUUCUGGGAUGCUGUGAUGGACUCAAUGAAGCAGGACAAACCUGAUUUCAGCUGGAUUAUUAAACUAAUAAAAGAAGUCAGGGAUAAACUGUGUGAAAUGUCACCUCAGAGUUGGAGACAAGAGAUUGUUGAUACCAUUGAUAUUGAAAUUCUUACCCAGGUGUUAAGAUCUGGUGCUUUGAAUGUGGAUUAUCUUGGGAAGGUCCUAGACUUUGCACUGGUUACUUUGCGCAAACUUUCUUCUCCAGCUAAAGACAUUGAGAUACAGAUCACUCACCAGAACUUAUUGAAAGAGUUGCAAGAGAUAUCUCAAUCUGGAGAUAAAUUAGAUUCCACAUCCGCCCUUCUAAUGGUUAAGGGUCUCCGCUUUGUAUUAGAGCAGAUUCAGACUCUCAAAAAGGAGGUUAGCUUAGCUCGUAUCAAAAUGACGGAACCACUCCUUAAGGGGCCUGCAGGAGUAGACUACCUGAAGAAGGCUUUUGCUAAACGGUAUGGGCCUCCAGGUGAUGCCCCUACAUGUUUACCCUUGACAAGGCAAUGGCUUUCAACUGUGCGUGUGAAUGCAGAGCAGGAGUGGGAGGAACACAUUAAUUUCCUGUCUGCCAUGGAGAACAGCAACAGAAGAUUUUCUCGGGGACUGACACCAGCCACUCUUCGGAGUGGAGGCAACAUGCCAAUGACAUCAAAAAUAAAUGUUCCAGCUUAUACUGCAGCAGGUAAUGCACAGCCAGAGUGCAGGAGAGAAAAGAUUGAUUUGUGCAUUAGACUUGGUUUGUUAAAGUUGGUCAGUGAGAUAAGAGGAUUGACCCUGGAGACUCUGCCUGAAACUCUUAAGCUUAAUCUUUCAAGGCUGAGGACUGUUCAAUCUCAACUCCAGAAGAUUGUUGUCAUUUCUACCAGUGUGUUGGUAUUCCAGCAAACCCUUCUUGGUGAUGAUUUGGUAAACAGUUCCUCUGACAUGGAAGACAUCAUAUCCAAACGUGUAAAACGGCUUGUGCAUCUACUAGACAGUGUUGAAGAUGCAGGUGUAUCAGAAAUCAUAGAUACAAUCACUGACUUCUCAGAAGAUGGUGACUGUGUGCUGGCCCUUGACAAGGUCAGAGCAAGGAAGCAGGUGAUGGAAAACAUGUUGAGGAAAAGCUUGCAAGCUGGUGAUGCAGUAUAUAAUCUGAUAUCCAGGGCUGUUUAUCUGGCUGCAAGGGGAGCUGUACUUGGAGGAAGUGGGGAUAAAGGAAGGCAAUUGGUCGAGACAGCUCUCAAGCGUGUGGGAGCAGCUCUUCUUUCAGAUAAGGUAUUGGAGGCUGCAGAAAUUCUUAUUGUGGUAGCAAUGGUCUCAUGCCGUGUCCACGGUGCUUGGUAUGAAGAAGUGCUCAAGAGUCAGUAAUUUAUUCAUAGACUUGAAAUGUGACUCCUGUAUAUUGAAUUCACAAACACACAUGAUUUCCAUGGAGAAGAAAUUGGUGCAGGCAGCACAUUGGCUAUUUGAGGCAACCCUUCAUCCACAUAAAGCUAUUGAUGCUACAGAAGGUUUCAUCAACCGUGAGAAACCGGCAAGUUGCAUUUGUAAUUUACUAUAUGUGGGGCAUUUGUAAUUUACUAUAUGUGGGAAAAAUCUCCAAUCUGUAUUAUUUACAGUGCUUAAAAAGGGACUGGAAAUGAAAUUUGUAAAUACAA